AAUAAGAAUGAGUCCUUCUAAAAUCUUGAAGGAACUAGAAAUAGAAGUGGAAAAACAAAGAUUGUGUUCCACCUGAACCUAAAAUGGUAAGCGAGAGUCAUCAUGAGGCCCUGGCAGCCCCGCCAGUCACCACUGUUGCAACUGUUCUACCAAAUAAUGCCACAGAGCCAGCCAGUCCUGGGGAAGGGAAGGAAGAUGCUUUCUCUAAACUGAAGGAGAAGUUUAUGAAUGAGCUGCAUAAAAUUCCAUUGCCACCAUGGGCCUUAAUUGCCAUAGCCAUAGUUGCGGUCCUUUUAGUCCUGACCUGCUGCUUUUGUAUCUGUAAGAAGUGUUUGUUCAAAAAGAAAAACAAGAAGAAGGGGAAGGAAAAAGGAGGAAAGAAUGCCAUUAACAUGAAAGAUGUGAAAGACUUAGGGAAGACCAUGAAAGAUCAGGCCCUUAAGGAUGAUGAUGCUGAAACCGGAUUGACUGAUGGGGAGGAAAAAGAAGAACCUAAAGAAGAGGAGAAAUUGGGCAAGCUUCAAUAUUCACUGGAUUAUGAUUUCCAGAAUAACCAGCUGCUUGUGGGGAUCAUCCAGGCUGCUGAGCUGCCCGCCCUAGACAUGGGGGGGACCUCUGAUCCUUAUGUCAAAGUGUUUCUGCUGCCUGAUAAAAAGAAGAAAUUUGAGACAAAAGUCCACCGAAAAACCCUUAAUCCUGUCUUCAAUGAGCAAUUUACUUUCAAGGUGCCGUACUCGGAAUUGGGUGGGAAAACACUGGUGAUGGCUGUGUAUGAUUUUGAUCGUUUCUCUAAGCAUGACAUCAUUGGAGAAUUCAAAGUUCCCAUGAACACAGUGGAUUUUGGUCACGUAACUGAGGAAUGGCGUGACCUGCAAAGUGCUGAGAAGGAAGAGCAAGAGAAAUUGGGUGACAUCUGCUUCUCCCUCCGCUAUGUUCCCACUGCUGGAAAACUGACCGUUGUCAUUCUGGAGGCAAAGAACCUGAAGAAGAUGGAUGUGGGUGGCUUAUCUGAUCCAUAUGUGAAGAUUCAUCUGAUGCAGAAUGGCAAGAGACUGAAGAAGAAGAAGACGACAAUUAAAAAGAAUACACUUAACCCCUACUACAAUGAGUCGUUCAGCUUUGAAGUUCCUUUUGAGCAAAUCCAGAAAGUGCAAGUAGUGGUAACUGUUUUGGACUAUGACAAGAUUGGCAAGAAUGAUGCCAUCGGCAAAGUCUUUGUGGGCUACAACAGCACCGGUGCGGAGCUGCGACACUGGUCAGACAUGCUGGCUAACCCCAGGCGACCCAUUGCCCAGUGGCACACCCUACAGGUAGAGGAGGAAGUUGAUGCCAUGCUGGCCGUCAAGAAGUAGAGGGAAGAAGAAGCCUUUCUGCAUUUGCCCAAUAGUGCUCUUUAGCCAGUAUCUGUAAAUACCUCAGUAAUAUGGGUCCUUUCAUUCUCCAACCAUGCAUUCCUAAACAAUUCAGUGGUACUUCAAAUCUUGUUUUAUUUUGCACAAAUUUAAGUGUAGAGAGCCCCUGCGCCCUUCAUCAUGCCACUGCCCUCCAAAUCAACUCUUCUUUUAAGCAAUAUGAUGUGUAGAUAGAGCAUGACUGAAAUUAUUUAUUGUAUCACACUGUUGUAUAUACCAGUAUGCUAAAGAUUUAUUUCUAGUUUGUGUAUUUGUAUGUUGUAAGCGUUUCCUAAUCUGUGUAUAUCUAGAUGUUUUUAAUAAGAUGUUCUAUUUUAAACUAUGUAAAUUGACUGAGAUAUAGGAGAGCUGAUAAUAUAUUAUAUGGUAAAUAUAGUAUCGUCUGCAUUCCAGCAAAAAUAUCAACUUGUAAGGCACUAGUACAGUUAAACUGACAUCUUAAAGGACAACUUAAGCCUGAGCUUUCUACUGAAUCAUUUGAGUACCAAGAUAUGCUUAUACCACACAUUUGGUGGGUGAAUCCAAUUUUGUAGAAUUACUUCACAGGCAAAAUAACACGAUCUGGGCAGCAUCCAGGCUGUCAUCAAGGAAGUAUACCCACAAACCAGAAAAGCACCUGUCUGUACACAUCUACAAAGCUAAAAUCCCAGCUCCACUCUUACACUUGAGGAAGCAGCUGAACAGGAGUCACUGAAUUCAUGCUACUGUAUAUGGAAUAACAAUUCUAGGUGUUCUGUGUGCGUACAUGAGUGUGAGUGUGUGUGUGUGUGUAUGUGUGUGCAUUUGUUUGGGGAUAGGGUGGGGGAGGAGAAACUGAGAGGAGAAGUUAGCAGUUUGGGAAUAUUGCCUGACUAUUUAAAAAAGAAAACAAUAGCUCUCCGUUAUCACAUUUAUACAAAAUGUGCAUCCUGUGAAUUCUGGUCCAGAUUUCACAUCUAUAAUGAUUCCAAAAGGUUUGCACAUUAGACUUUGUAACAAAAUAUUUUAUUAUACAAAACCAGAUUAGAAGGAAUGCAGAAUAUUUUUAACACAGCGAUCUGUGCUUAUUACACAAAAUUACUUUGUGGUUAACAGACAGUAUUGUAAUCCCAUCAAAAGAUGAAAAAAAAAAAAAAAGAGAACAAUUAGCCAUAGCUCUGAAUGCACUUCAAUUAAGCCAAAACAGACAGCUAGGGAUCUUUUUAUAUGCUCUUUUUACUUAACUAAGUUUUAAUUUGUCCUUUAAACAAAGGUGAAACAAAACCAAGAACAAGUUCUAGAAAACUGAAGCAACCUCUUAUGUACACUAGAUGCUUGAUUUAGGAGGAGUUUUUAAAUGUUUUCAAUGUUAUUAUGUAGUAAAUGGCACUAUUCUGAAGCUACUAGUCAUUCCGUAAGAGUCUUAAAGGACUGCUCUGUGUAACACUGUGACUGCCGUGUGUGCUUAGACACGUAGUUUCCUCAGUGGAUAGCACUCAACUUACUCCGUAGUGAUAUUGUAACAAUACUGCCAUUCCCUUUUACUGCACUGCCCAACGUGUGUGUAGCACAAACAAUUCUCAUUUACAAAGGACCAAUUCAGAACUGAAAAGCUAUGCAUAGCACAAGAAAGAUACAUAGAAUGGGGUGAAACACACAGCAUUUUGUCAAGCACUGUGCACUGUUCCAUAUUUGUCCCCACUAUGGUAAACAACACUUCCUGGAAGGACAGCCUGUCAUCUCACAUUGCUUCUAGUGUUUUCUCCCAUUCACUUCUGUGACCCAUUUUAACUUCUAGGCCACAGAGACUAGUGAUGUUCUGAAUGAGAGUUUAUCUUCACACAGUCCAAAAUGAUGAAGGAAAACUAAGCACUGGCCUCAUGAUCUGUCUUAGGACAUCACUCCAUGUUUUUGAAAAACCCAAGAGAAAGCAAAAAGGGAUGACAGUAGACUUAAACAUGGGGUUCGCUGUUUUCCCAUAAAACCAGAAUCCCUGUCAUUAUUCUCUCCUUAUCAAAGAGAAGCCCUUUCACCUUUCAGCUCCAUCAUAACAAACUCUUUAAAAAUGAAACAGACACAGAGGACAAAAGGAGAAUAUCACCUUCUUCUGAGAUGGCCCACAUUUCUUAAAAAACAUAGAUAAUAGGAAAUGCAAAACUCCUUAUGUAAGAAAAUUCAAAUGAGACUCUUCCCAAUUUAAGGGACCAAACCCUACCAAAGAGAGAAAGCUGACUUUUAAAAAAAUUCCUUAAAUAUCAGAAACUGACAUUUAAUUUCACUCUCUUUAGCUUCAAGUUGUUCAAAUGAAACAACACUUUAAAAUAAGCAGGUUCCAGCUGCAGAACAGACAUUAUUUCCUGCAUCAAAAUACUACUAACACAUUCUCUUGCAACACUGCCAACAAGGGAUUGUCAUGAUAGAAUGAGUUAGUACUAUGUCAUCUCUUACAAGUCGGUGACCGAACCUGCUUUAAGACCAAGACUCAUCCUCAGAGAAGCCACAUGUACCUUUCUGACAAAGCUGUGUAAAGUAUUAGAAUCCAAUGCCCUAGAAAGAUCCUAGUUGCCUUUGUGUAUAUUUACUGCCUGCUUGAGUGUUUCUAUAUGUGGGUUUUCUCUGUAUCUUGUAGAACGUUGGGGUGUUUUCUUCUGCCAUAUGGCUCGUGGCCCGCGAGCCAACUCCUUUAGCUGUAUUUUACCUUCAUUUUUUGAUGAGGUGGUUUAAAUUUUGUUUCACUUUGUGUAGUGAAUACCACAGUAGUUUUCUGAUUGUUGUUAAAAAUGACUUAAUAUAUUACAUGAUAUUCAAUAAAAAUGUUUUAUUUCCUGUUGA
Molecule: messenger RNA, 4202 nt
Organism: Castor canadensis (American beaver)
Lineage: Eukaryota; Metazoa; Chordata; Mammalia; Rodentia; Castoridae
Source: RefSeq, a predicted model, not a curated record